UGUGAUUUCGUUAAUAUCCAAGAACAUUUCAACAACAACAUCAACAUGUCAAGCGAAACUGCCUCUCUUGGCCCUCUCCCUGAUGGCUGGGAACAGGGCAGAUACUCCACCGGAAAAACAUUCUGGACAAACUCCACCUCAAGAAUCAAAACCUACUACGACCCUCGCAAACCAAACCCACAUCCAGAUGGUUUUGAGGCAACUCCCGUCGAAGGCGCACCUCUACCCGACGGCUGGGAAAUCAUCUCUCGAACCGUGGACGGCAGGAAGCAUGAAGUGUUUCUCGACCAUAACACGCACACUUCCACAUCAGUCGAUCCAAGACUGGGACCUAUUCCUCUUCCGGAGGGCUGGGAAGCUGGCAGGAAUUCGUUGGGACAGGAUUUCUGGACCAAUGCUGAGCAAAGGCUCAAAACGUAUUAUGAUCCCAGAAAGGACAAUGUGCGUCCAGGGGGCUUUGCGCCGGUUCCGGUGGAGGGAGAUCCGUUGCCAGAGGGGUGGGAGGUUGUUGGGAAGGAGGUGGAUGGGAGGAGGGUUGUUUCGUAUUUGGAUCAUAUUAAUCAUAGAUCUACGAGUGAGGAUCCGAGGGGUUGAGGAUGUUUGGAGGGAAGUUUGAUUUUGCAAAGAUACUUGAUACACGAGGAUAGCAAGACUAUUGCAGCACAUAUAUAGUUUAAUGAACAGAACAUUUGCAUUCGUCCGCUGAGGUUUCGAAGGGAUCAAAGAUGUCUAG
Mollisia scopiformis is the source of this 733-nucleotide messenger RNA. RefSeq lists its product as uncharacterized. Gene Ontology annotation, biological process: negative regulation of organ growth; regulation of hippo signaling; regulation of DNA-templated transcription. Gene Ontology annotation, molecular function: kinase binding; molecular adaptor activity. The record is from RefSeq and is a predicted model, not a curated record. The transcript has a single exon. Lineage: Eukaryota; Fungi; Ascomycota; Leotiomycetes; Helotiales; Mollisiaceae. Gene Ontology annotation, cellular component: cytoplasm. Bases 46 to 594 code for a protein of 182 amino acids.